Amoebophrya sp. A120 is the source of this 381-nucleotide messenger RNA. NCBI's taxonomy places the organism in Eukaryota, Dinophyceae, Syndiniales, Amoebophryaceae. The record is from the annotation of a GenBank genome assembly.
CACGGGUUGCCGUACUAGUUCAUCAUCAUCAAGAUCAUCGUCAUCAUCAUCCUCAUCAUUAUCGCCCGGUCCUUGCAGUGCUACUUUCACCGCACCGUCGUCGUCGUGUACUGCUUCCAGAAGAUCUUCCCGUAGACGGCGGCGAAAAAUAAACGAAACCGACGCGGCAUUUUUGCCCGCGAGCGAGACCAAGGAAGAUGAAGAUCCAGCAUCUAGUACUAGUCCGGCGGUGCGGCGGCCGGAUUUUGAUAAACAAAGGCCAGAUCUUCAAGCCACAGGGCUGGCAGCUGCUGCUCCCGGUAGUACCGAUCCCUCGGGCGGGAUACUGCACGAAGAUGAAGAAUUAGAGCGGCAGUGGUCACCAGUGACAGCCCUUGAGCC